This is a messenger RNA of Cricetulus griseus (Chinese hamster), 2180 nucleotides long. The record is from RefSeq and is a predicted model, not a curated record. Lineage: Eukaryota; Metazoa; Chordata; Mammalia; Rodentia; Cricetidae.
GCCCAGGGUGGCUUCUCUCACAACUUAAAAGGGGCUCAUACCACUUCCUCCCAGACAGGAGUAGCUGGAGACAGAGACUCAAGAACAGCCUUCCUGUGUGACUUCAGCUGCCCAGAGAGCAUCAUGGACCUGGGGAAACCUAUGAAAAACGUGCUGGUGGUGGCUCUCCUCGUCAUUUUCCAGGUGUGCUUCUGCCAAGAUGAGGUCACAGACGACUACAUUGGUGAGAACACCACCGUGGACUAUACCCUGUAUGAGUCAGUGUGCUUCAAGAAAGAUGUGCGAAACUUUAAAGCCUGGUUCCUCCCUCUCAUGUAUUCGGUCAUUUGUUUCGUGGGCCUAAUGGGCAACGGGCUGGUGGUGUUGACAUACAUCUAUUUCAAGAGGCUCAAAACCAUGACAGACACCUACCUGCUCAACCUGGCGGUGGCCGACAUCCUCUUCCUCCUGAUCCUCCCCUUCUGGGCCUAUAGCGCAGCCAAGUCCUGGAUCUUUGGUGCCUACCUGUGUAAGUGCAUCUUUGGUAUCUAUAAAGUAAGCUUCUUCAGCGGCAUGCUGCUUCUCCUGUGCAUUAGCAUUGACCGCUAUGUGGCCAUUGUCCAGGCUGUGUCAGCCCACCGCCACCGUGCCCGGGUGCUUCUCAUCAGCAAGCUGUCCUGUGUUUGUAUCUGGAUGCUGGCCCUAUUGCUUUCUACCCCAGAGCUGCUGUACAGUGGCCUCCAGAAGAACUCCAGUGAGGACACGUGGAGAUGCUCACUCAUCACUGACCAUGUGGAGGCUGUGAUCACCAUCCAAGUGGCCCAGAUGGUUAUCGGAUUCCUAGUGCCUCUGCUGGCCAUGAGUUUCUGCUACCUUGUCAUCAUCCGCACCCUGCUCCAGGCACGAAACUUUGAACGGAACAAGGCCAUCAAGGUGAUCAUUGCUGUAGUGGUGGUCUUCAUAGUCUUCCAGCUGCCCUACAAUGGAGUGGUCCUGGCCCAGACAGUGGCCAAUUUCAACAUCACCAACAGCAGCUGUGAACUCAGCAAGCAGCUCAACAUUGCCUAUGACGUCACCUACAGCCUGGCCUGUGUCCGCUGCUGCGUCAACCCUUUCUUGUAUGCCUUCAUUGGCGUCAAGUUCCGCAGUGACCUCUUCAAGCUCUUCAAGGACUUGGGCUGCCUCAGUCAGGAACAGCUCCGACAGUGGUCUUCCUGCCGGCAUGUGAGGCAUACUUCCAUGAGCACGGAGGCUGAGACUACCACCACCUUCUCCCCAUAGAGGGCUCCCCUGAUGGACUACAAGGAACUCUCCCAGGGCCCUAAGGUGGGGACUGGGAGCAUAUGCAAGGACUCGACUCAGGAUCCACCAGAGAGCUGCUGAGGGCAGGGCAGUUCUGGCCAGUAAGGUUGACCUCAGGGCCUAAGAAAACACUUACCAACCCAUGCUACCUCAACCGAGGCUGGAAGAGGCAUGGUUGAAAAUUUAAAACCCAAACCAGGACUGCUGUCCCCAAAUUGACAAACAAAAGUGAAACUUGAGAGGCCAUCAUACCUUCUGGAGUGAAAGGUGUGGGGCUGGUGAACACCCUGGUGGAAGCAGAGUGUUGAGCCCUCUGCAUGAACCUCCCAUCCUAGUGAGAUGUCCCACAGAUUCAAGGACAGAGGUCACAUAUUCCAGAAACCCAGGUUUUGUCUCCAAAACCAAGAUGGUGGAAUUAUUUCCCAGCUUAUGGAGGAAAUGGAGCCAUGGACUGGUCUGAUUAACUAUGACCUAACUCCCUUCUUCCAUCCUCCUUCUCUGCUGUCAUCAAGUCAACAAGAAAUGGGGGUCUCCAUGCUCCCUCAGAACACCAGUGCCCCUCCCUUCUGCCCCUCCUCAGUUCUCCCCAGAGAAGGGGUGGUGGUUCCUACAGGCCAGACCACAUCAUUAGCCUGAUCGCAGUCCCAGAUGGGCUCUGGAUGGGGUUCUGGAUGACAGUGGCCAGGUCUCUCCUCUAGGAUGGGAGGAAAAGGCAGGGAGAAAGGUCAGGGGAAUGAAGGAAGAUGACCCUGCUGGCUGACAAAGGCCAGCAAGCUGCUUCUUUAUUCUCUGUCAGCAACGGAAACCUUUCCUCAUGUUCUGCUUUCGAUUUAUAAGAGCACACAUUUCACUCAGACACAAAUAAAAAAAUUUCCCUUGAGGAAACAACAACGUUAAAA